Molecule: messenger RNA, 1536 nt
Organism: Aspergillus glaucus CBS 516.65
Lineage: Eukaryota; Fungi; Ascomycota; Eurotiomycetes; Eurotiales; Aspergillaceae
Exons: 5
Coding region: 24-1280 (418 amino acids)
Biological process (GO): transmembrane transport
Cellular component (GO): fungal-type vacuole membrane
Molecular function (GO): transmembrane transporter activity
Source: RefSeq, a predicted model, not a curated record
CUAGCAUUCGACAUAGACACAAGAUGACGUCUCAAAAAGAACCAUCGCCUGAACCAGAGUUACCACCUGAGGGAGGCCUUCACGGUUGGCUUGUUGUGGUGGGCGCCUUUUUGGCUCUAUUUGGUUCAUUCGGCUUUUUGAAUGCAAUCGGUGUCUUUCAGACCUACUAUCAGGAAAACUCCCUCUCCAACUACACAGCUUCGGAUAUUUCAUGGAUCUUCGCAGUCCAAUUGGCUCUGAUGUGGAUUCCUGGUCCUCUGUUUGGACGAUUGAUCGAUACCUAUGGACCAGCUCCAGUGUUGUACCCAUGUAGCCUUUUAUGCAUCUUUGCACUCUGCAUGACCAGCCUGGCAGACGAAUAUUAUCAGGUCUUCCUGGCACAGGGCCUUGGAUUUGGCAUUGGUGCAGGUGGUGUAUUUACUGCGGCUAUGCUUUGUGUGGGCCAAUGGUUUAUUCGACAGCGAGGACUAGCAACAGGAAUUGCGAGUGUUGGAAGUAGCCUGGGGGGGGUCAUAUUUCCAAUUUUCCUUGAUCGAGUUAUAGCAGAUGUGGGCUUUUAUGGAGCAGUACGGUAUACAGCAUUGCUUGUUGGGGUUACUCUGGUUAUUUCAUGCUUUUUGUUGCGGGCACGUCUGCCGCGCAAAAAAUGGGAUGGCAAGGCCAAAUGGUUCGACAUGUCACUGCUGAAGGAGAAGCAGUUCGCUUUCUAUACCCUGGGGGCAUUUCUCGGAAUGUGGGGACUAUGGGCACCGUUCGACUAUAUCUCGAGUAUGGCCAUCAAUUCGGGAUUUUCUUCAACGCUCGCGCUAUAUUUGAUCUCACUCAUCAAUGCCACGUCGGUUCCGGGCCGGAUCCUCCCGCCUCAUCUAGCAGAUCGAAUUGGUCAUUUCAAUGUGCUCACCAUUUCCUCCUUAUGCAUAUCGGCUUCAAUUCUUGCUCUCUGGCUACCAUUUAACUAUCAUCCCUCACAUGCUGGCAUCAUUGUCUUUGCCUUGGUCUACGGAUUCGUUAGCGGUGCUUUUGUUUGCCUGCUCAUGCCAUGCGUAGCCAAAGCUGGCAGCCUUGAAACUCUGGGCACGCGAUUCGGUACUUUUCAAAUGAUAAUUGGCGUGAGUUGUUUAACUGGUCUGCCCAUUAUGGGAGGCAUCUUGAAUCGUCAAGGAAGUACCGACUACUCUGGACUACAGCUAUUUGGCGGGGUUUCAUGUCUGCUGGGAACAUGUGCCAUUGCAGCCGCGACGUACUUUUUGGGAAAUCUUCGCCAGACCAGGAUAAUCUGACGCAAUCACACCUAAGUCGAUACAUACAAGCAGUUUAGUGGGGCUUCAUGCGGGUGAGCGGCAGCUGCAGGGGUUCAGAUCCUUCUGGGAAUGAGGAUGCGUGAUGUUCUUUUCGGUCCAGGUGUUUGCUAGGUGGAUUAGAGAAUACAAAAUAGUAGCAAAAUGGGAGUUGAUGGAGAGUGUGGAUUUCCGGAUAGCUAAGCUAGAUAUAGCUGGUGCGUGCCGAAUAUAAAGGUCGGAGUCUAAACAAGCGCUG